AUGGAGAAGACACUGGAGAAAGAGCUAGCUAAAGUUAGCAAUCUGGAAAACCUGAAACGCGAUUAUGAAACGAAGUUGCAAGAGAAAGAUGACCAGCAGCAACAGCUUUUACAGCGUAUUACGGAACUUGAAAGCACAAAGCAGGCAUUAGCUGAGGAUCAACAACGAGCCAUCGACGAUCUCAAACUACAGUACACAACCCUAAAUAAGGAUUUAGAACACGACGAUGAAUUCUCGAGGAAACGUAUAGAUGAUUUAAAUACCGAAUUGACCAGUCUGCAAGACAGGAUAAUUCAAAUUCAGGAACAGAUCGGUCGCGAAGUUGAAGCGAACAGUACUCUAAAGACCAACAUAUCGGAAGCCUCCACUGGUUUUGCAGACGUCGAAAGCGAGUUACAUUCGUUAAAAUCCAAAGUUGAGCAAACCGACGGGACUCUACUUGAGCGGCAAAAGAAAAUAGAGGCUUGUGAUGAUCAAAUCGUAGCGAUGAAAUGGGAAGUCCGGCAAAUGGAGGAACAGUUACGGGAAGAAGAAAAAAUGCGUCGCAAACUACACAACACCAUCCAGGAAUUGAAAGGAAAUAUUCGCGUCUUUUGUCGAAUUCGACCGAUACUAGAACAUGAGAAGCAGCGAGGAGUGAACAUGGCGAGCAUCCAUAUAUCGGGCGAAGAUGGAGAAAAUAUUGAAUUAUUGGAAGAGACAUACAGUUCACUUGGCAAAUUGUCCAAGAAAACAUAUUCAUUCUCUUUCGACAAGGUAUUUGCUCCAGAAAGCACUCAGGAAGAUUGCUACUUGGAAAUCUCUCAGUUAAUCCAAUCUGCGCUGGAUGGCUAUAAUGUCUGCAUUUUUGCGUACGGUCAAACGGGCAGUGGAAAGACUUAUACAAUGGAGGGCGUACCUGACGGAAAUAGCCAGCCCUCUGGUAUGAUUCCUCGUGCAGUUGAGCAAAUAUAUACUAUGGCGCAGAAACUGCAAGAAUACAACUGGGAAUACAAUAUGGAGGGUCAAUUCAUGGAAAUUUACAACGAAACUAUCCAUGAUCUCCUGGGCGAUCCAACGGAGUAUGGAAAAAUUAAACACGAAGUGCGGCAUGACCCAGAUGGAAAAACGAUAAUUACAGAUAUAACGACAGUGCCUUUGGAUUCGAUGGCCAAGGUUAGCUACAUGCUUGCUAGAGCGAAGCGAAAUCGUGCGACGGGUGCUACCAAUAUGAACGAACGGUCCUCUCGAAGUCACAGCGUGUUCAUCUUGAAAAUCUUUGGCCACAACGUAACCACGGGUGAGCAUUCAGAAGGCACCUUGAAUUUGAUCGAUUUAGCCGGUUCGGAGCGACUAUCGGUGUCAGGUGCGACAGGAGAGAGACUGAAGGAGACACAAGCAAUUAAUAAAAGCUUGAGUUGCCUUGGAGAUGUGAUCCAUGCAUUGAUCAACAAAAAGGAAGGAAGUCAUAUUCCUUACCGAAAUUCCAAGUUGACCUAUCUUUUGCAAAACUCCCUAGGCGGCAAUAGCAAAACACUCAUGUUUGUCAACCUUUCUCCUUUGAGCGAACAUUUUGGAGAAACUCUGUGCUCACUUCGAUUUGCCACCAAGGUCAACUCUUGCAAAAUCGGCCAUCUCAAAAGAACCAUAUACUGA
Radiomyces spectabilis is the source of this 1635-nucleotide messenger RNA. Its product is annotated as kinesin. The coding region runs from base 1 to 1635 and encodes 544 amino acids. Gene Ontology annotation, biological process: microtubule-based movement. NCBI's taxonomy places the organism in Eukaryota, Fungi, Mucoromycota, Mucoromycetes, Mucorales, Radiomycetaceae. The record is from RefSeq and is a predicted model, not a curated record. The transcript is spliced from 12 exons. Gene Ontology annotation, molecular function: microtubule binding; ATP binding; microtubule motor activity.